GGCGGAGGCGGAAAGGGACCAGGCACUGAUCGCUGCGGAGAGGCGUGCGAAGGCCAAGUCGAGCCCCGAGGACCCUGCUGCCCCGGCCCGGCCGCCAGCCACAGCCCUCUCUCUGGCAGCGGCGGCUGCGCGGCGACCCCCCAUCCCUCCACCGCCCCUGCCCACCCCACCUCCCGCAGCCUUCCUCCUUUUCGCUUCACGCCCGGCCCGGCCCGGCCGCGGCCCUCCUCGGUGUCGGCAGCCAUGGCAGAGGCGUCCGGCGCGGGGGAAAUCUAGCCCGGGGAUUUCAUGCGGCCUAGCUUGGUUCCGUCUCCUCCCCCGCAGCCCCGGCGGCUGCCCGCACCCUAGCCCCACUCCGGGCCUCCGUGUCUCUCCUGUGAUCGUACUGACACGGCCGGGGGGUUAGAAUGGAACAAACUGAAGGCCCGAUGAGAGAAAGGGAAAGUUAAGGAUGCUGGAGCAGAACAAUGGAUUUCUCUUUCUCUUUCAUGCAAGGGAUCAUGGGAAACACAAUUCAGCAACCACCUCAACUCAUUGACUCCGCCAACAUCCGUCAGGAGGAUGCCUUUGAUAACAACAGUGACAUUGUUGAAGAUGGUGGCCAGACACCAUAUGAAGCUACCUUGCAGCAAGGCUUUCAAUACCCACCUACAACGGAAGAUCUUCCUCCACUCACAAAUGGCUAUCCACCAUCAAUCAGCAUGUAUGAAACUCAAACCAAAUACCAGUCAUAUAAUCAGUAUCCCAAUGGAUCAGCCAAUGGCUUUGGUGCAGUUAGAAACUUUAGCCCCACUGACUAUUACCAUUCAGAAAUUCCAAACACAAGACCACAUGAAAUUCUGGAAAAACCUUCUCCUCCACAACUACCACCUCCUCCUUCGGUACCACAAACUGUGAUUCCAAAGAAGACUGGCUCACCUGAAAUUAAACUAAAAAUAACCAAAACUAUCCAGAAUGGCAGGGAAUUGUUUGAGUCUUCCCUUUGUGGAGACCUUUUAAAUGAAGUACAAGCAAGUGAGCACACAAAAUCAAAGCAUGAAAGCAGAAAAGAAAAGAGGAAAAAAAGCAACAAGCAUGACUCAUGUAGAUCUGAAGAGCGCAAGUCACACAAAAUCCCCAAAUUAGAGCCAGAGGAACAAAAUAGACCAAAUGAGAGGGUUGACACUGUGUCAGAAAAACCAAGAGAAGAGCCAGUACCUAAAGAGGAACCCCCGGUUCAGCCAAUAUUAUCUUCUGUUCCAACAACAGAAGUGUCUGCUGGUGUUAAGUUCCAGGUUGGCGAUCUUGUUUGGUCUAAGGUGGGAACCUAUCCUUGGUGGCCUUGCAUGGUUUCAAGUGAUCCCCAGCUCGAGGUUCAUACCAAAAUUAAUACAAGAGGUGCCCGGGAAUAUCACGUCCAGUUUUUUAGCAACCAGCCAGAGAGGGCAUGGGUUCAUGAAAAGCGAGUACGAGAGUAUAAAGGCCAUAAACAGUAUGAAGAAUUAUUGGCUGAAGCAACCAAACAAGCCAGCAAUCACUCUGAGAAACAAAAGAUUCGGAAACCCCGACCUCAGAGAGAACGUGCUCAGUGGGAUAUUGGCAUUGCCCAUGCAGAGAAGGCAUUGAAAAUGACCCGAGAAGAAAGAAUAGAACAGUAUACUUUUAUCUAUAUUGAUAAACAGCCUGAGGAGGCUUUGUCCCAAGGGAAAAAGAAUGUUGCCUCCAAAGCCGAAGUUAAGAAAACCCGAAGACCAAGGUCAGUGCUGAAUACCCAGCUGGAACAGACCAAUGCAGGUGAGGUGGCCUCCUCACUCUCAAGUACUGAAAUUCGGAGACAGAGCCAAAGGCGGCACACAAGUGUGGAAGAGGAAGAACCACCUCCUGUUAAAAUAGCCUGGAAAACGGCCGCCGCAAGGAAAUCUUUACCAGCUUCUAUUACAAUGCACAAAGGGAGCCUGGAUUUGCAGAAGUGUAACAUGUCUCCAGUCGUAAAGAUUGAACAAGUGUUUGCUCUUCAGAAUGCUACAGGAGAUGGGAAAUUUAUUGAUCAGUUUGUUUAUUCUACGAAGGGAAUUGGUAACAAAACAGAAAUAAGUGUCAGGGGACAGGACAGACUUAUAAUUUCUACACCAAACCAGAGAAAUGAAAAGGCAACUCAGAAUAUAUCAUCUGAAGCAACAUCUGGUCCUACAGGCUCAGUAGAAAAGAAGCAACAGAGAAGAUCGAUUAGAACUCGUUCUGAAUCAGAGAAAUCCACUGAGGUUGUGCCAAAGAAGAAGAUCAAAAAGGAGCAGGUUGAAACAGUUCCUCAGGCUACAGUGAAGACUGGAUUACAGAAAGGUGCCAGCGAGAUUUCAGAUUCCUGUAAACCUCUAAAGAAAAGGAGUCGCGCCUCAACUGAUGUAGAAAUGACUAGCUCAGCAUACAGAGACACAUCUGACUCCGAUUCUAGAGGACUGAGUGACCUGCAGGUAGGCUUUGGAAAGCAAGUAGAUAGCCCUUCCGCUACUGCAGAUGCAGAUGUUUCUGACGUGCAGUCCAUGGAUUCAAGUUUGUCAAGAAGAGGCAUUGGAGUCAGUAAGAAGGACACUGUGUGUCAGAUCUGUGAAAGCUCUGGUGACUCUCUGAUUCCUUGUGAGGGAGAGUGCUGCAAACACUUUCACCUGGAGUGCCUGGGAUUGGCAUCAGUCCCUGAUGGAAAGUUCAUCUGCAUAGAAUGUAAAACUGGACAGCACCCAUGUUUUUCAUGUAAAGUGUCUGGUACAGAUGUGAAGCGUUGCUCUGUUGGUGCUUGUGGGAAAUUUUAUCAUGAAGCCUGUGUCCGCAAAUUCCCCACUGCCAUCUUUGAAUCAAAAGGAUUCCGCUGUCCCCAGCACUGUUGCUCUGCCUGUUCCAUGGAAAAAGAUAUCUACAAAGCAAGUAAAGGUCGCAUGAUGCGAUGUUUGAGAUGUCCAGUAGCCUAUCACUCUGGAGAUGCUUGCAUUGCUGCUGGCAGCAUAUUUAUAUCCUCCUACAAUCUCAUCUGUAGUAAUCAUUCCAAACGGAGCAGCAGUUCUUCCUCUGCCAUAAAUGUAGGCUUUUGUUUCGUUUGUGCAAGAGGGCUGAUAGUUCAGGACCAUUCAGACCCCAUGUUCAGUUCAUAUGCCUAUAAGUCCCACUACCUACUGAAUGAAUCAAAUCGUGCAGAGUUGAUGAAAUUACCUAUGAUUCCUUCUUCGUCAGCUUCCAAAAAGAAAUGUGAGAAAGGUGGAAGACUGCUCUGCUGUGAAUCGUGCCCAGCUUCAUUCCACCCGGAAUGCCUAAGCAUAGAAAUGCCAGAAGGCUGCUGGAAUUGUAAUGACUGUAAAGCUGGCAAGAAACUACAUUACAAGCAGAUUGUUUGGGUCAAAUUGGGAAAUUACAGAUGGUGGCCAGCAGAGAUCUGCAAUCCCAGGUCUGUGCCACUGAACAUCCAGGGCCUUAAACAUGACUUGGGGGAUUUCCCAGUGUUCUUCUUUGGUUCUCAUGACUACUACUGGGUACACCAGGGCAGAGUGUUCCCUUAUGUUGAAGGAGACAAAAGCUUUGCUGAGGGACAGACUAGUAUUAACAAGACCUUCAAAAAAGCACUGGAAGAAGCUGCAAAACGUUUCCAGGAAUUGAAAGCACAAAGAGAAAGCAGAGAAGCACUAGAGAUUGAAAAAAACUCAAGAAAACCUCCUCCUUACAAACACAUCAAAGCUAACAAAGUAAUAGGAAAGGUGCAGAUCCAUGUUGCAGACCUGUCAGAGAUUCCCCGCUGCAACUGCAAGCCAGCUGAUGAAAACCCCUGUGGCUUGGAGUCAGAGUGCCUGAAUAGAAUGUUGCAGUAUGAGUGCCACCCGCAGGUGUGCCCUGCUGGAGAGCGUUGCCAGAACCAGUGCUUUACAAAGAGGCUCUACCCUGAUGCAGAAAUCAUCAAAACAGAGCGAAGAGGCUGGGGCCUCAGGACCAAAAGGAGCAUUAAGAAGGGCGAAUUUGUAAAUGAAUAUGUUGGUGAAUUAAUUGAUGAAGAAGAAUGCAGAUUGCGAAUCAAGCGAGCCCACGAGAACAGUGUAACUAAUUUUUAUAUGUUAACUGUUACGAAGGACCGUAUAAUUGAUGCUGGCCCCAAAGGAAAUUACUCUCGCUUUAUGAACCACAGCUGUAAUCCAAACUGUGAAACACAAAAGUGGACAGUGAAUGGAGAUGUUCGAGUUGGACUGUUCGCCCUUUGUGAUAUUCCUGCAGGGAUGGAGUUAACAUUUAAUUAUAACCUGGAUUGUCUGGGCAACGGCCGAACGGAGUGCCACUGUGGGGCAGAAAACUGUAGCGGCUUUCUGGGGGUGCGGCCAAAGUCAACAUGUGUGUCAACGACCGAAGAAAAGGCCAAAAGUACUAAGUUAAAGCAGAAGAGGCGAAAAAUCAAAGCAGAACCAAAGCAGAUGCAUGAAGAUUACUGUUUUCAAUGUGGAGAUGGUGGGGAGCUGGUCAUGUGUGACAAAAAAGACUGUCCCAAAGCGUACCACCUCUUAUGCCUUAACCUGACUCAGCCACCAUAUGGAAAGUGGGAAUGCCCGUGGCAUCAGUGCGAGGAGUGCAGCAGUGCUGCGGUCUCCUUCUGUGAGUUCUGCCCUCACUCGUUUUGUAAAGAUCACGAGGAGGGUGCCCUGGUUCCCUCUGCUCUGGAAGGCCGUCUCUGCUGCUCGGAGCACGACCCUGCAUCUCCUGUGUCGGCAGAGUACUGGAGCAAGAUCAAAUGCAAAUUGGAAUCACAAGAUCAUGGAGAAGAACUGAAAGAAUAAAUGGGCGGUGAUUUCUUUUUUUUGCUUUUUAUUGAGAUAAAAAAAAGGAAAAGGAGCAAGGGACUCGAUGGCACUGGCACAUUAGUGGGAGAGGAGCUGCUGCCGUGCGCACAGCCUUCACCCCCGCCCCGCCUUAUUGACGUGCUGACGGGGAGCCAGUGGGUGCAGGCAGAAGCAGUGGGUGGUAUCUGUUUUUCUGUUUUCUUGGGUUGGGGAUUCUUUUGUGGCGGGCCAAAUUCCCUUGGUCUUCUCUUGCCUUUUAUUACACUUCCAUGCCUUUGCAGCUGGAAAAAGAGAUGUCUUCACUUUUAAAAUAAGAACAAAGAGAAAAGAAAUUUUGUUAAUGAGAUUAAUUUAAAGCCUAGGAUGUGUUCCUUGGGUGUAAAAAGCAAAAGUAGCCCUCAUUCCUUUAUUUAUUUUCAUUUUUUAAAAAAUUUGGAGAAGUGUAGUUCAGAUAGUCUAUUCAGUGUACGUGUGUGUGUGCAUUUUAAGUAGCAGUUGGAGCAAGCCCUCUAGAAAAGGCUAUGAUGAUCUUUAUAUACCUCUUUGCUGAGCAGUAGGUAGGCUAACUUCUCUUUCCCUUCCAAAUGUUUUUCAUAAUCCUAGAGAAGGGCUCUGUGGGAGUACUGAAUCUGGCCUCUUGAAAACAAAAUGCCUCAGUGGAUUUUUACCUCUGUGGUCUUAACCUAGGUGGGCUUUAUGAUGUGAUAAUUUUACUUACAAAGGUAUAUGAUGUGGUUUUCGGUUUUGGAGAAAAACAGAAAUGGGUGCACUCACUGAGUUUGAAAUGUUUUCCAUUGACAGUGAACAUUUUUGAUGAAGCGUGUUUAUGUGGAUGUGAAUGCAGUUAGAAUGGUCAUCCCUGUUGCCCUGACACAUGAACAGAGGCAGCUAGAGGGAGACAAAGGCCCAGACCCAAAGUUGGAUCAUAACGACUGCCAUCCCCCAUGCAGUGUAAUGGAGCCCCUUGUCCAACCUCGGGGGCUGUCCUGUCUCUGUUCCCCUCUCCUAAUCAAACAUUCCCAUUGUCAGCUGCUUGCCCAUUCAGCCAGGUUUCCUGGUGAAAAUGAUACAAGCGAAUUGAAGUUGUAUCUGAGUCAGUCUUUUGGUUUAGUUCCUCAUUUGGGGGGUGGAAGGGGUAGGGGCAUCCCCUGCUCAUAUGUAAACAAUUUCUAUUUAGUAUUAUCUACUAACUAAAACUGCCCCCAGGAGGGAGGGGAAGCACUUCUACAGAGUAUAUCAGAGCCACACAAACACACUUCAUCUGAGGAAGCACUUAGGGAAGUUCCCAAGGAAGCAGUAUUAGCAAAAAUGGUUGGUUGUGAUGCUUGGAUAUCAUAGAUGCAAGUGUGCCAAGAUGUCUGCCCACAAAAUUCACUUGCAUUUAAUGCUUAAGAAUAUGUAUUUUCCAGUAUUCCUUGUAUGAGUAAUUAGUAACUUCAGGCUUUGUUGUGGCACUGUACUAAGUAGAAGUCUAGGGCUAGCUUGAAUGGAUGUUAACUUUCUCUGUGAAUUUUGACUGCUUACAAUUGCUGGUACCUGGUGGCAUUUAUUUUCCCUUAAGAAGUACCGAGGAACCUUAUGAAGGUAGAGAGGGUAGAUGCUCGGCCACAUUCCUUCCGUUGUGUUGCGUGUGUUCCUUUUUUCUUAUUAAUUUAGACUUCUUCUCUAGAAAAAGGAAGAAAAAAAGUUGUGCCUCUCCUUUUUUAAUGUAAAUGUGCAAUUGUACUGGAUUUUCUCUUGUAAAAAAAAAAAAAAGCAUAAAACAAAACAACAACAAAAAAGCACCACACUACAGUUCCUUUACUUAAGCUCCUAAACUGCCAUUUGCCUGAUUCCAGCAAUUAAUUCUGAGGUAACUUACUGGGCCUCCAGGAAUUAUCUUGAUUAAAUAUGAUCCCAGGAGAAAGAGCAAAAUGGAAAAUGCUAUGCAUGUUACCAAAUCGAACAUGCAGCACAGCUCACCAAAACACUAGACUUUGCUCUUGAGCAAUUAUAUAGUUUGAUAGCCUUUUAAAAAAUAAUUUAAGAAAAUCUAGGUUUUAUCAUACUAAGACUUUAUUUUAUAUAUAUGUGUGUGUGUGUGUAUAUAUAUAUGAGAUAAAUGUUUGCUUUUUUAAAAACUAACAUGAAGGAUUUCCUUUAACAUUUGAAAUGUAACUCUUGUUGAAACCGUACCCACAUGAAAUCUUAUCUCCUUGUUUUGGACUGAAUAAUCUUUACUAUCCGAUGACUUUUCUAUGGUAAGCCAGGGUACAUCCUCUAUACUUAAAAAUAUCAUAGGUUUCAAUAUUUUUAUGCAGCUUCUUCAUCGUGUCACAUUUUGUUUGCGUAUCUAGAGCAGCUCUGCUGAGAUUUUUUUUUUAAUCUUUUUUGGGGGGUUGGGGGGCACCCAGUAGGAUCAUUCUGCCAUUUCAGAAAUGAUUACAAACCAAAACAGCUAACCACAGCUCUGGAGUCUUCGUCCCUGAGUGCUCUGCAAUGGUCCAAACAGCGGUUUUCGCCCUGCUGGAACCCAGGAACUCUCCUCACACCUCCACGGUGUCACCACCUACCUAGUUUAUGUAUUUUCAAGUCACAGGCUAUGGAGGCAGCGAGGGAGGGGGAAAGUUGUGCUUUCUGUGUACAUAGCAUAUAUGCCCUGUGCCCGGCUGCCCUUCAACGAAAUCAUCCAGAAGACGUGUUACUCUCUCAUAGUCCAUAGUUGGUAUUUGUUAACUUUUAAAUCUGUAUGUGGUCAGAGCAUAAAUAGUUGGUUUUGAUUCUUGUCCAAAAAUGAAAUGACUUAAAGCAGCAUGGGAUAAUGGUGGUGUUUUGUUUCAUAUUUUUUUUUUAGCCUCAUGUUAAUUCUUUGGAAGAAGUGAAUGUAAAGUUUUGGAUAAUCAGCAUAAAACUUCAGAAAUCAGAUCAGUAACAACUACAGAGGAAAUCCUGGGCAGCCUUCCAGGCAUGUGUGGUGCAUGAAGGGGCUGGCCCACGGCUGGCACUGCAAGGAGGAGGGCUGCCCAGAGCCAGCUCUAGUGGGGUGGCCCGCCCUUCCUCCCUGGAAGGCCCAAGCAGCUGGAGGAAGUGAUUCACUUCUUUAAUAUCUAAUCAAGGCUAGAGUCAGGAGGGAAGUGGGUUUUAUUUCCGUUUUUAACAAGUUCUUACUCUACCUUAAUUCUCAAAACUGAUCUGGUCUAAGCUGUAGAAUAGGCUUUUAGAAUCACUGAACCUUGGAGCUAUCAGUGUGUGUUCAAGUCAGGAACAUACGUAAAAAGUAAACUAAAAAUAAUAAUAAUGGGGUGGGGGGGGUGGCUCCAGCUCCCUUCUGCCAUUUCCACAUAAUCUUUGGAAACAUGAUUAUAAAUCAUGUUUUGAAAUUUUGAGAGAAUCAUGGAAAGGACUCUCAGAGACGGCAGGUUGUUAGGCAGGUUUCUUUCCUGCCUCAUGAAGUUGGGUUUUGUUGUGGCCUCGUUAUACGGUCUGUGCUUCCGUCAGGGUCAGAGCUGCAGUGUGGACGGCAGGGAGCAGCCCUGCGGAACGAACCGUCUGGGCACUCCGGCUUCGGGCCAGGCCGGGCCUCCCAUUCAUUCUUAAGUGCAAAGCUCUUCCUCUAGUGUUGACCUUGAAGGGGAGGUGCUGCUGCAGGUCCCACCAGGAGGAGUGGACAGGUGGGCUUGGGGAGCCUACAUUCCCUGCACUUCGGUCAGGGGAGGUAUGAUGACUCUGGCUGAUGUGUCCAGCCGCCUGGGCUUCGAGCUGCCGCAGACGCAAAGUGACCGUUUGGAACGAUUUCCGUCAGCCUAGGGCCACCUACGGUCGGUCCCCGGUCGUCUGUAAACCAAGAGUAGGACUCGCUUGCAUUUUCAGGCAAGCAGGGAACAGAUAUAAUUAGACGGCUUUGCCGUGUGUGCGUGAAUAUUGAAAAGUUGGAGAUUUGUAUAUAGUGAAACCCACCAACUUUCCCCGGGGCGGGCAGCGGGAGCAGGGACGUUGGCACAGGGCGAGGGAGGGGGAUGUUCACCGCAGGUACGAAGUAGUCACUUUAACACUGAGACCUCUGCCUCAUCGAAUUCAGGUUUUUUAAGUACUUGAAACUCUUCCGAUUCCCCUUAUUUUACAGUUCUUAAGUUUGUGAAGUAGACAGCAUUGUUUGUAUACCAUUUUUGAAAACAGCCUCGUCUCUUGUCCUCUUUCGCUUGGGUUGAGGGCAGGGCUCUGCCCACGGGAGGGAGCGCCCCGGCAGGUAGCUCAGAUUUCCUGGACGCAUCCGAGGAGGAGACUCUUGCAUGAACUGCCAGCAGCUUUCUCAUGAGUAUUUCCUUUGUGCGUUCUCUACUUUGUCAUUUUGUCAGCCCUGUCCCCACACACCUCCUCUUCCCUUGUAAUAUAUAUGCCUGUGUAGGGAAAAAAAACAAAAAUUUGCACUUAACGUUACGCUCCUUGAACCGCGGGGUGUAAUCCGUGUGUCUCAGAAACCAUUUCCUUUCUUUUCCCCGUCAGUCCAUUGCUUAAGUGACAAGGUCAGGUGCUUGUGGCACCUACGUGUGAGGGGGCUGGUGGGGGGAGUGCGACCUGCCCUUCAGUGGCCUGUGAGAGUCAGUUACGUGUAAGAGAAAGGGAAAAGAUGAACAGUUGCCAAAGUCAUGUAUUCAGUCCUCAGUUUUCUUCCGUGACCUUCUACAUCUGCUCAUUGGCAAGAAAGCCCUCCAGGUGCCAGUGCUCCCCUCUCCUGCCUGCCACAGACCUCGACGUGUGCACAUGGCCCACGGCGUCGAUCAGACCACCGAGACGAGGUAUGUAUGAGGUAUUGUCAGGUUAGGAGUGGACUGGAUAAAAUUUACUUUUUCACUCUGUUGUCAUUAAUAUUGCUCUUUAUCUCAUUUGUGCUAUCACAUACCCUCUGUUAAAAAAAGAAAAUCACAUUGUCUCCCAUGACCAAGAUGCUAAAUAAUGAUUACAACUGGCUAAGAUCCUUUUUUCUAUACAAGGGUGUGUGCAUAAUUGGAAUUGAUAUAAGAAAUUCAUUUGUAACCACUUGUGAUAUUGCACAACAAACACAGAUACCUACAGAUUGUUUUCUUUUUCUUGUGAUCUUUAUCUAUAAUGACCUUUGUAGAUUGGUUAUUUCUGUACUUUGUUUAUCUGUAAUAAACUUUGUAGAUCCUGUGAAAUGUUAUUUUGCCUAAAUCACUUGAGACUUGAGUCUUUAAUAACAAAGCAUCAAUAUUCACUAAAGUCAAUCUCUUUUGAGUUUCUGUGACUUGGCUAGAAGCUCUUUGACACUAAGGGAUUAGUGUUCAUUUUCCCUGGGGGGCGUUCCACUAGGGCAUUACUGUAUAAUGACUUGAUGUUGCCACAUGACUUCAAGAUAUAUGAUAUUUUGGGGAUUUGUUGAUUGGCCUAUGUUUUACUGCAUAGUGUGAAACGUGUAAAGCUUGGUUAACCUGUAUAUAGAUAGCUUUAUUGUUGACUAGUUACAGCGUAUUUAGGAUUGCCUGUAAUUACUACUGUGUGUGCUGGUAGGAACAUACAUUUUUGUAUAUUAUAUUUACUGAGAUAUUGCCUUUUUUUAUUUUACAAAUACUUCGAAAUUCAGAUGUGUUUUUUGCUUCCGUGAGGAUUAAUUUGGAAAGCUUCUUAAUGACAUUCCACUGACUUCAGAUUUUGCUUGAGAUUGACUUCAAUAAAUUGUCCUGUAUGUUCCAAAUUAAA
Messenger RNA from Nyctereutes procyonoides (raccoon dog), 10478 nucleotides. RefSeq names its product nuclear receptor binding SET domain protein 3 (gene NSD3). Gene Ontology annotation, molecular function: histone H3K36 methyltransferase activity. The transcript is spliced from 24 exons. The record is from RefSeq and is a predicted model, not a curated record. Bases 468 to 4781 code for a protein of 1437 amino acids. Gene Ontology annotation, biological process: regulation of DNA-templated transcription. Lineage: Eukaryota; Metazoa; Chordata; Mammalia; Carnivora; Canidae. Gene Ontology annotation, cellular component: nucleus; chromatin.